Messenger RNA from Pelobates fuscus (common spadefoot toad), 2900 nucleotides. It is a transcript of the gene EHHADH, whose product is annotated as enoyl-CoA hydratase and 3-hydroxyacyl CoA dehydrogenase. The coding region runs from base 104 to 2287 and encodes 727 amino acids. The record is from RefSeq and is a predicted model, not a curated record. Gene Ontology annotation, biological process: fatty acid beta-oxidation. NCBI's taxonomy places the organism in Eukaryota, Metazoa, Chordata, Amphibia, Anura, Pelobatidae. Gene Ontology annotation, molecular function: NAD+ binding; (3S)-3-hydroxyacyl-CoA dehydrogenase (NAD+) activity. The transcript is spliced from 7 exons. Gene Ontology annotation, cellular component: peroxisome.
GAAGGGUUGUGACAGUGAAUCUCAUGGCUCCUGUUCACUUAUGAUUACCUUUAGAUCUAGUUAAAGCCCACAGACCUUUACACCUGGGUAGAAGAAAGUGAAUAUGGCUGCUACACGACGUCUGUCUCACUCAGUGGCCGUGAUCACAAUCAACCACCCUCCUGUCAAUGCACUAAGUCACUCUCUCCGUCGCUCAAUAGCGAAAGAAUUUGGAGAUGCCAGUAAGGAUUCCUCAAUAGAGGCUAUUGUUCUCUGCGGGGCCAAUGGCAAUUUCUGUGCAGGUGCAGAUAUCAAGGAGUUUGGCUCUUCAACUUUGGACUCUGUCUCUUUAAAUAAUAUAAAUGAUACAAUUGAACGAUGCAAGAAGCCUGUGGUAGCUGCCAUCGAAGGGGUGGCUCUUGGUGGUGGGCUGGAGCUAGCACUGUCUUGUCACUACCGUGUGGCAAAUGUACAGGCCCGUGUAGGUCUCCCUGAGGUACUUAUCGGCAUUCUUCCAGCAGCUGGAGGUACCCAGCGCCUGCCUCGAUUAAUAGGUAUUCCUGCUGCUUUGGAUAUGAUCGUUCGAGGGAGACAUGUUCCUGCGACUGAAGCACUGCAGCUGGGAGUUGUGGAUGAAGUGGUAAAAGCCAACACCGUCGAUGCAGCCAUACAGUUGGCCAGAAAAGUUUUAGGACAAUCUUUGGAAACACGAAGGCUUAGCACUUCUCCUGUCCAGUCCAUUCCCAAUAUGGACAACUUCCUGAACACUGCAAUGACAAAGGCUAAGAGGCAGUUUCGUGGGGCACAAGCUCCUCUAGCAUGCAUUGAGGCAGUAAAAGCCUCCAUUGUUUUGCCUUUUCAGAAAGGCUUAGAGAAGGAAAGAGAGCUAUUCACAUCUUUAUGGUCUACGGGGCAGCCACAGGCCCAGCAGUAUGCUUUCUUCUCAGAAAGGGAAGUUGGAAAAUGGACAACGCCCUCUGGUGGGAGAUGGGACAAAGUGGCACCCAAAGCAAUCCGUACAGCUGCUGUCAUAGGACUGGGGACAAUGGGAAGAGGUAUAGUUACUUCCUUGUCAAAGGCAAAUAUUCCAGUAAUUGCCUUAGAGCAAGACACAAAGCAGUUGGAUAUCGGUAGACAAGCUGUAAAUGCCCUACUUGAUCGUGAAGUUUUAAAGUUGAAACAGCAAGGAAAAGCAUCAUCUCCUGGGGACGGACUUGGUUCUGUGACAUUUACUCUAGACUUUGGAGACCUCCACAAUGUAGACCUUAUUAUUGAAGCUGUAUAUGAAAACCUGCAACUGAAAAAAGAGAUAUUCCAUAAAUUAUCUGCCAUAGCCAAACCUGAUGCUUUCCUCUGUACCAACACAUCAGGUCUUAAUAUUGAUGAAAUUGCAUCUGUCACAAACCGGCCUGAGCAAGUCAUUGGUACCCAUUUCUUCUCACCUGCCAACAUCAUGCGGCUCUUAGAAGUAGUUAGAGGUCAUCACACAUCUCUUACAACUAUUGCUACUGCCAUGAACCUUGGCAAAUCAUUGGGAAAGGUUGCGGUACUUGUGGGCAACUGCCCUCUGUUUGUUGGCAACCGCAUGCUGGGUCCAUACCUUGAACAAGCAGGCUAUCUGUUAGAAGAAGGCUGUUAUCCAGAAGAGGUGGACCAGGCACUCGAGGAAUUUGGCUUUGCAAUGGGCCCUUUUAGAAUGAUGGAUCUCGCAGGUUUGGAUGUAGGGUGGAGGUCACGUACGGAGCAGGGACUAACUGGUCCUAAUGCUCCUCCAGGAUUCAGUGCCAGGCAGCGCAAUGGUAAGAGAUAUAGCCCUCUUGCAGAUAUGUUGUGUGAGUUAGGGAGAUUUGGACAAAAAUCCGGUAAGGGCUGGUACCAGUACGAGAAAGCAGGUGGAAGAAAUGCCAAACCUGACCCAUGGGUGAGAGACUUCCUUGAGAAAUACAGAAGAACUCACCAAACUGAGCAGCACCCAGCAAAUCCACAAGAGAUUCAAGAUCGAUGUUUAUAUGCACUCAUUAACGAAGGAUUUAGAAUUUUAGAAGAUGGAAUAGCCUCUGGACCAGAAGAUAUUGAUGUCAUAUAUAACAAUGGCUAUGGCUUUCCUAAACAUAGAGGUGGCAUAAUGUAUUACGCAGCCACAGUUGGUUUGACAAAAGUGUUUAACACACUAGAUAAGUAUAGUAAGGCCAACGCUGAUGUACCAAGCAUGAAGCCCACUUUCUUACUGAAGAAAUUGGCAGCAGUCGGAGGACCUCCAAUCAAAGAGUGGAGAACACAAAUCGGAAAUUCCAACAGCAGGCUGUGAUUUCAAGGUGGCUGAUGCUUUCUUAAAAAAACAAAAAAUGAUGGUACAACACAUUUUAUAUUAAACAGUUACCCAGCCUAAACAUGUGUACUUGAGAGGAACUAUAAUUGUUACUAAUACAUUAUAUUCUGCUUUAGGAUCAAUACAUUUGACAAUAUUAAUUAGGUUGAAAAUUAAAAUACUUAAAAAUCAAGGCACAUUCCAGUGUAGAAGAGGUGUUCUGGUCCAGAAUGACUUAAAAAUAUAGUCUUAAUUAUAUACUUCUUGUAUGUUUUCUGUGUUUUCUUUAAGCUUGGUUAAUGAAGGUUGUCUGGGUAAGAAUGUUUGCUUCUCUAAUUUUUAAUAUGUAGUUGUCAAAUAGUUCCUCAUAUCAAUAAUUAUGCAAUACAGCCACAUUCGGUAUCAUCAGGAGUUGACUUUCAUAAAUACUGAAAUGUAAAAAUUGGGAUUUUACUUGGGUAUUUGUUCAUUACUCCCAUUAUGUAUAUUUUAUAGCUUGCCUUAAAAUUUGAAGUCCUAUGCCAUAGCAAACUCACAAUGGGUGCAUUUCAACUAACCAGGGCUACAUCUUCACUUGCCAGUAGCUAUUGGAAAUAGUGAUUGUAAAUUUUUA